GAAGUCAAAAGCUCGCACAAAAGACUCAGCUAAAUAAACUAAUUCUCCCUUCAUGUGCAACUUGUAAAGAAAUUCAGAAGGCAAACAUUCGUGUGCUUGUGUCAGUGUUGAGCAGUUGGAAACAAAUCCAGAACUAGUGAAUAAUGUUUGCUGUGUAGAAUAUACCAGACGCUUGUAGCGAGCAUAAUUUAAAGAUUUAAAUAUUAGUAAAUCUUAUAAGUGAAUUAAACCAAUGCCCAACGCCAUGGAAACAACAUCGAGUUCGGGCAACAGCUCGAAAAAGCCGUUCAAAGUCAAGGACGUAACGCGAAACAUUAAGAAGGCCGUGUGCGCCGCCAGCCUGGAGGAGAUACGGGAUAAGGUGGCGGAGAAGUUCGGCAAGUGUGACCAAGAAGCGCCCACCAUCCACCUGGACUCGGAUGGCACCGAGAUCGACGACGAGGAAUACUUUCGCACGCUGGACGAGAACACGGAGCUAGUGGCUGUCUUCCCCGGCGAGCAUUGGAUCGAUCCCACGCACUACGUGACCAUAACCACGCCGCAUGGCAAUGAGAGCGUGACUGGCAAUGGCGACAUCUCUCCAGAAGGAGGAGGAGGAAGAGUGGGCGGUGGAAGGUGUGACGGAGGCGGCGACACCACCGAUGCCAACAACUCGGAGUCGGCAGCCCGCAUACGGCAGCUGGUCGGACAACUGCAGAACAAUCUGUGCAACGUGUCCGUGAUGAACGAUGCGGAUCUGGACUCGCUAUCCAACAUGGAUCCCAACUCAUUGGUGGACAUCACCGGCAAAGAAUUUAUGGAGCAGCUAAAAGAUGCCGGCAGGCCGCUGUGUGCCAAGCGCAAUGCUGAGGAUCGUCUCAAUUUGCUGAAGCUGCUCAAGGCGGGAGCCAUCUUUUGCUCGGAACGCUAUCCGGAGGAUGCCGAGGCCAUUGAUCGCGAGAUCGGGCGGCAGCUGAACGAAGCGGAGAGUGGACAGGUGACGGCCACAACGACUAGCAACACGCGCACCAUUGAGGUGGUGCAGUGCGACAAUCAGAACACGACGAUAACCAUUACCGUGGGCGAGGCCAUCAGCACCUGCAUGGCCACUGGCAACGGUGCACUCUCCUCGGUGGAGGCGGCGGCCAAUGAGGCCAAUGCCAAUGCGAACGGGAAUGCCGGCGGCGACAUCUGACUGCCCAUUCUGGGCAGCCUCAGGUGAAAAUCUGUCGGUCGAGGAGUAGACUAAGAGCCAAGAACUUGGCGAACAAAACAACAACAUCGGAGAUGAAAAUCAGCGAAUGAAAUGAAGAGGCGCUUACGGAGACAUCAGUCCUGCAACAUUGGGUUAACAUACAUAUAAAGUACAGUUGUAGCUUGUAAUUAGCGGCUGCGGCCACUGAGAACAAAUUCAAACGAAACGAAGACAAAUCGUUUCAAUCGAAAAAUCACAGAGAAAGCUUCAUAGGAUCUAAGAGUAAAUGAAAGUUAACGGCAAAAUACACUUGUAUUAGUAUUAAACAGACACACACAUACAUAUAUGAAGGAGGAUUAGGAGCAGGAAGAGAAGCCACACAGCUUUGAAGAGUCUUUUUAGCCAUCAGGUCAGUCAGGUCAGUGUAAACCCCAUUAAACCCAGAAGAAUAAUCAAGCUCAAAAAACAACAAGUAGAAAAUUAGAUAUUACAAUGAGAUGUAGAGAACCACAAGAUAAAUCUAGAUAAAUAUGCCCUGAGGAGAGUUUCGUUGAUUUCGGGUAUGGAAAUUGUUGAUUUUCGCCUACUUUGGAGACUUUGUUCGUAGUUAAUUGUAUUUAAUCGAGUUAUGCAAAUGAGAUGAGACGAGACGCACAUCAAAAAUUGUUUUUACACUGAUGCCAUUAGGAAUGUCAUUCGUUAAAGGCAAAUUGAGACUGACUGUAUUUAUGUGUAAUAAUCUUAAUAGUUUUGGGUGGAUGGAUGGUUGGAUGUUAGGAUGGAAAAAGGCACCCCAAAGACACACCCUGGUUCUAAUGCCAAAUGAAUUUAAGCAACGACAAACAUUAACAUUAGCAAUUUAAACAGUAAACAAUAAACGCGACAUGCAAUUGCACGACAAACAAACAAACAAACAAACAAACAAACAAAAACACCAAAUAUGAAACCCAACCAAGAAAACUGUCUACAAUUUGAAUAAGCAAUAAGGGAGAUCCGAAUGGAAACAAAACAAUUAUUAACUUUAGCCAAAGUGAAACAAAUGAUGUAAACUAUAUACACGAACGAAUAAAUAAUUGAACAAUUAA
Messenger RNA from Drosophila guanche, 2259 nucleotides. It is a transcript of the gene Drep1, whose product is annotated as DNA fragmentation factor subunit alpha. NCBI's taxonomy places the organism in Eukaryota, Metazoa, Arthropoda, Insecta, Diptera, Drosophilidae. The record is from RefSeq and is a predicted model, not a curated record. The coding region runs from base 233 to 1174 and encodes 313 amino acids. Gene Ontology annotation, biological process: apoptotic process; regulation of apoptotic process. The transcript is spliced from 4 exons.